AAAUAAUCAAGAGGUUAUAUAAACUAAACAAUGAAAUUUAAGUAUAGACAAAUGUUUUUCUUAAUUUACUAUGCAAGAUGUUUGAAUCAAAAAAAAAAAGGGCACGUGUAACAAAGAAGGGAAUAUAAAAAUGAUAGUAAGAAAAUCAAUAAUGCGGGCUGUGUCAUUAUUCCCUUCUUUAUCACAUAUAUAUGAAUUAUUUGCGCUCCCUAGUUUCAGAAAACAGAAAACGAUACAUUGACAAUGACUUUAAUCUCGACUUGACUUACAUUACUGACAAUAUUAUUGCAAUGUCAUAUCCUGCAAAAGGUUUAGAGGGUAUCUAUAGAAACCCGUACGACCAAGUUAAAAAGUUUUUUGAUAUCAGGCACCAUGGCCACUACAAGGUUUAUAAUUUACGAAGUGAAAAGAAAUAUGAUUCGGCAAGAUUUGAAAAGGUUUCCAACUAUCCUUUUCUAGAUCAUCAAGCGCCUCCUUUUACUACAUUGGUCAAUGUGUGUGAGGAUGCAGCCUCAUUUUUAGAUAGAAAUGACAAAAAUGUGGUGGCCAUUCAUUGCAAAGCCGGUAAAGGUAGAACCGGGACGGUGAUUGCAGCUCUUUUACUACGAUUGAAUAUAGCAAAUGAUGCAGAAACAGCCUUAAAGAUAUAUGAUGAUCAAAGAACAACGGAUUCAAAUGGUGUUACUGUUCCCAGUCAAAGGCGAUAUGUAGAUUAUUAUAAUUUUAUGCUGAGAAAUAGGAGUCUUUACGAAGAGAAUAAGGACUCGAGAUCUUGAACUGUGCUGAUACAUGCAUUUAUAGCGAAGAUUCCGUAGACUUUUGCAGAUGGAAAUGAAUCGUACUUCCU
Molecule: messenger RNA, 847 nt
Organism: Mucor mucedo
Lineage: Eukaryota; Fungi; Mucoromycota; Mucoromycetes; Mucorales; Mucoraceae
Product: protein-tyrosine phosphatase-like protein
Exons: 6
Coding region: 192-776 (194 amino acids)
Biological process (GO): dephosphorylation
Cellular component (GO): cytosol
Molecular function (GO): phosphatidylinositol-3,4,5-trisphosphate 3-phosphatase activity; phosphoprotein phosphatase activity
Source: RefSeq, a predicted model, not a curated record